GGACAGUGAGCGCUCUCAGUUGUGGAGCAGUUAAUUGAAGCUCUGGCUGCCACUGGGAGAACUAAAGCCCACCAGCUUGGUCUCUGGAAACAAGAUCCUCGCAGGACGCAGCAAAGAGAAGAAAGCCUCUCUUUUUGUAAAAAAAGAAAGAAAGAAAGUCUAAUCAUCUAAAAGGGACUUGCCAUACCAAAUAUAACCAGAAAUAAAGCAAAGCAGAAGCACCAUGCCAAGAGUCCAGAGCCACAUGGAUGAAUGCUCCAGCCACCCAGACGUGUUCCAAAUCUGCACGCAAGAAGUUGAGAGCAGUAGCAGCAGCAGCAGCAGCUGUGGCAGUUCAAAGGUGCAGAAGAUGUGCACUUCUAAGCGGAUACUACUGCUAGCACUCACCUUCUUGGCAUACGUGGUUGACUCUGCCUCUGCUUACGGCCAUGCUGAAACCCUCUGUGGUGGAGAGUUGGUGGACACCCUGCAGUUUGUCUGUGGGGACAGAGGAUUUUAUUUUAGUCGGCCGGUAGGCCGAAACAGAGGCCGGCUCAACCGUGGCAUAGUGGAGGAAUGCUGUUUCCGGAGCUGCGAUCUCAAUCUCUUGGAAACUUAUUGUGCAAAAUCUGUCAAAUCGGAGCGGGACCUCUCAUCAUCUUCUCUUGUAGUCUUACCAGCACUGAACAAGGAUACCUUUCAAAAGCCUUCUCAUACCAAGUACUCAAAAUAUGACAUCUGGCAGAAGAAAAGCUCACAGCGCCUUCAAAGAGGUCUCCCCAACAUCCUCCGUGCCCGCAGGUAUCGAUGGCAAGCGGAAGGACUGCAAGAAUCUGAGGAAUCCAAGGCCCAUCGUCCCUUGGUGGUCCUCCCCACCCAGAAGCCUCUUGUUGUGCAAGCCACAUCAGAAACAAUAGGCACCCAGAAAUGAACUGUGACAAUUAACAAAAUGGAUUCUUACUUUUUGUCAAUCUUAUGGGAGGCAUUCCCAGGCUUGGCCCCAACAUUUUAUCGCUCCCAAACCAGGGCAGGGGGGGAGGGGAAAUGCCCUUUUACACCCAGGAGCAACAACAAGGGGCACUGUAACACCAAACGACUGACAUAGAAAGAACAGGAUUACAACAUUUUCAGCAGCAGCAUUUCUGUGGCAUUGUCCUUAAUUUUUUAAAAAUCUUCUAUUUGUUGGUUUUUUUCAUUUCCUACUCAGUUUCGCAGCCUUUACUUAAAAAGGACCAUUAAGGCACUUGAACUAUUUAAUAUUCGGCCACUGCCUUUCAGCCCAUAUUCCAAACACAGAAGAGCAAGAGAAGAUAAUGAAAUCAAAAGGAGCCCAAAGGGGGGUGGGGACAUCUGAGGGCUUUACAUUCUGGCCUCAUUUCCACCCAUUUUUUUUUCCAGAAUCAGAACCACAGUAUGUUUUGGAGGGGGUUUUGCACGUUUAAAGAACCAGAGGAGAAAUGAGGUCCACUACCUUUUUUAUUGUCAUUUAAUUACACAAUUCCAAAUGUAUUUGCACCUUUAAAAUCACCGAGGAAGUGAGAGAAAGAAGAAAGUGUGAACAAAGGUUCACUUUAAUGGAGGAGAUGACUGCAUUGCACAUUUGCCACGGAUUUAGUUGAAUAUAUAAAAUAUAUAUUAUAUAUAACUUUUUUUGGCAGAAAAGCACUAUUUUUAAUGGGACCAUUUUUGUGUAGUAACUGAAGAUGGGUUGUAAUGUUUAAAUGUUGUUAUGGUGCUAAUGUAAGUUGGAAGAGGGGGAACAAACCCAGAAAAUUACAAGAGGGUGGGGUGGGAAGGACAAGAUCUCGAAUACUGAACUUGAAAUUUUUAGCUUUUCGUUUUAGGAAAGUGUGAUAAGUGUGUUCUUUUUUUUUCUCUUCUGAAAUAUAGCUUGGUCAUGACCAUAUGAGCUAAUUGCCUUUCACUCAUAUACACAAUAUGCACGCACAUGCAGAAAUACAUAAGUACAACUAUAUACAUUUUAAAUCAACGUGUGUUUUUUUUUAGUUUUUCACACAGAAUUGGAAGCACGCCUAUUACAAAGGCAUGUGCUGUGUGAGUAAUCUCAUCCUAUUUCAUGGAACUAUUCACUGUACAUAGAGCAGCCAAUUGGCCUUUGCAAGGUGAGGGUCAGCAUCCUUCCACCAACAACAGUCAUUUUCAGUCUCCAUCGCCCACCUUCUCUCUAAAUUGAUGCCAUAUUUUGUUAAGUGGUCAUUCACAUCUUUCAAAUUAGGUAAAAAUAUACAUGGUGGUUACUGGAAUGAGCUUCCUCAGGAUGAAUAGCUCAAGUGGAUGACCAUCUCAUUAUUUUGCUGCUUUGUUUUACUUCCUUGUCAAAAAGGAAGGAACAGUUCUGAGGGUUACCUUUCGGCAGCAACAAUCAGGUCAUCUACUUAAUACAAAUGCAAUAUUCUGCUUUUACCACUACCACCACCACCCCUGAGGAAGGGAAAGGGUAGAGUUUGUCUUGCACACUAAAGUUCCAGAAGGGAAGGAGUAUAAUAACAUAGCAAAUCCAGAAAUAAAGGUUGGCCAUCCUCAUUGCCUCCAUUCCCAAGAUGGCAAGGACAUUUAAAAGUUCCUUAUUCUAUCCUUUAGAGUGCAAAAAACACACAAGAAAUCUGAGCUGAUAUAACAAAGAUGGGAAACUUUAAAAGCCAAUUCAGUUUGAUGCUCAGGAAUAAUGAGGGGGGAGGGGCAGGAGGUGAUGAUACAUAAUCACCUGUGUGAUUGUAAGCAGAGGGGAAACCAGUGCCCCCAUCAUAUAUACUCAAUUGCUUAGAGAAAGGGGGCAUUAAUCAGUUCUGUACCUGCUUUGCCUUAUAUAUCCAAACAUUUAAAAGAACAUAAAGACUACUUGAACUGUAUUUUUAAAGUAAGGGAUAAGUUUUUUAAUGUGUCCAUUUUUUAAUUGUUAACUUGCAAUUUUGAGCCAUGAAGCCAUUGAAAGUUUACUUUUCCAUGGAAUUGCAAUAUACAAUUAAUCCCCAGUCAACUAAAAUAUAUGGUGUGGUAGAGCAUAAAGAAUGAGAUGACCUUCUUCAAGAUAUAUCUGAGAAAACAGCAAAGGGAUUUAUAUAUCGUCCAGGCUCAGUUUUGUAAUAUUAUUAGCAGAGCUGACUUUGAUAUUGCAAAGGAGUAUGUGCUUGCUUUGAGCUUAUGGAAUAUUAAUCAAAGUUGAUGGAGUCUCCAUACAGUUAAAUAUACCCUUAAGUGCUUGUCAACUGAAGGAAAUCUCAAUAGCUAAUAACUUUUGAGAAGUGGAAUGCUCAGCAAAUAACAAGUAUAUUGUUGUAAAUUUGACUUUGGAAUGUUUGCAUCUUGGAAGUUGGUUCAGUAUCCUCCUAACAAUUACAGAAAACCUGAGUUUGUGGUUCUCUUUUUUCAGUUUGUGUAACCACUCACCUUAAUGCCAGAUAGAAACAAUAGUUUUAAGUACUCUUUGGUUACAUUGUGCAUUAAAAGUUAAGCAAGUAUAGAUUCAAAGCCAAAUGAAUCAGAAUGUUAGGCCCCGAUUUCAUGAUAAUCUAUACCAGGAAGCUUCCAGCUCCGUAUAAUUAAGGUAUGUUUUUGAUUCAAGAGAGAACAUGCAUUGAUUCCCUGAAUACAUCCAAGCCUACAUUGAGUACAGGAACUAGCGAUGAAUACAAUUUGUAGAACAAAACUCUUAUAGCCAUAGAGAAUUGGACGGCAUUUUGGCUACUUGGCUUUCUUUUGCAGGUUUACAUGUACUCUUUAAGGCUACAGUCUUAUGCACAUUGUCUAUACAUAGUUAUUUGUAUUUUGGGUCUGCCAUUGGAGUAAGUAUACAUUGGUUUAGGCAAUGUGCUAUAUGCAAAAUCAAUGCCAACGUGACUAUAAGAAAUGUGUUUUUAGGACUGGAAUAUUCAAACAGACCAAAAGAACACUUGGUUCAUUGUUCAAACCACCAAGGAGCCUUAGAAUUAUCAUAUUGAAACCAAUUUAAUCAUAUGGGCCCAGUUAAUCUGCAUAAUCUGUACUAAGACAUGCAAUAUUCAAAUGACUGGCAAGAAGGAUAUUGCUAUCUUCCAGUGUCUUUGUUGCAGUAAGAAGAGGUGUAUAGUACAGUUGAUAGUGUUUCUCUGGCAAAUCCAACAUUUUUCAUUAAACCACAAGGGAGAGAUGGCUAACAUUAAAGUGGAAGAUUUUCUGAGCACUGUCUUCUCCAAGUGAAGUGUCAAAUCCCUUUAGUGGUGUAGCACAAUAUAUUCCUGGGGCACAAAUGAUUUGCAAAUUAGUUUUUUUCUUAAAAAAAAACUGGGGCUCUUAAAAAUGCUUGAAUACAUACCUGAUCUGUUUUUAUCCACCCCUUAGUGCAUAGCCGCAGCAUUAAAGGGAUGGAGCAUGGUUCCCCCAAACUGGUUCCACUGUCUUACUGUCUCAUAACAGCUUCAUUCAUUUCAUCCUGCCUGAUUGCAAAGGCUCAGUCUUUUGGUGAUGGACCUAGCUGCCUCUGCACUAAAUGAAGGGAAGAAUUGUAUUUGUUGUUUUUUAAAAAACUUUUUUGUCAUUGUAUGUAUUAUUGUUUGCUCAAGUUUUAUAUGGAGGGGAGGGAGUGGGGAAGGGGGAAAGUGGGUGUUACUGUAUCUUGAAAUAUUUCACUUGUGUGCACUCAAUAUGCAAGAGUCAAACUGCCCGGAAUUCUGCACCUAUUGUACUUUUCAUUCGUAAUACAGUAUCAAUAAAGAAAUCAGCUAUAAUGUU
Sphaerodactylus townsendi is the source of this 4707-nucleotide messenger RNA. It is a transcript of the gene IGF2, whose product is annotated as insulin like growth factor 2. Gene Ontology annotation, molecular function: growth factor activity; hormone activity. The coding region runs from base 224 to 910 and encodes 228 amino acids. Lineage: Eukaryota; Metazoa; Chordata; Lepidosauria; Squamata; Sphaerodactylidae. The transcript is spliced from 4 exons. Gene Ontology annotation, cellular component: extracellular region. The record is from RefSeq and is a predicted model, not a curated record.